Ectocarpus sp. CCAP 1310/34 is the source of this 299-nucleotide messenger RNA. The record is from the annotation of a GenBank genome assembly. Lineage: Eukaryota; Phaeophyceae; Ectocarpales; Ectocarpaceae.
AUGGGAUGCGGGGCCAGCGUUUUUGCCGCAGCGACGACGUCGUCACCACGAAGUCCUCAAAAGCUAAAAGCGCAGGGGACGGCCUGGAAGUGUGUGGGCGUGUAGUUCAGUUGUGAGCACGCAAACGUGCUGCAGGGAUUGUAGGUGUACCUCGUCGGGCUUGUGUUCCCCUUUCUUGCUAAUAGUGUGCGUGUUCUUUAGAUCUUCUGAUGGCUCUAGCAUUUUUGUGACCACGGACCGAGUCUUUGCUAGAUUUUGGGAUUAGCAACUGACACGAGUUUAAUGUGAAGAAAACAACA